GCAAGCACAAGCGACGGGUCCAUACUCCAGAAGUGAGGUGUCUAUUUCAUUUUCUGCCGUAGAUGGUAUCGAAUCGAGCAGAAAGUUGAAAACUGGUAACAUAUGAUUAAACAUUGUGAUUAGAAUGAAUGGAACAGCAUAUUCAAAUUUUGACAAUCAAGAACACGUCCUCAAACUAGGCGAAACUUUUGAGAAACAACCUAAAAGUGCAUUCCACACGGUACGAUAUGAUUUCAAACCAGCCUCCAUAGACACAACAUGUGAGGGGGAGCUGGAAGUGGGCAAAGGAGAGCAAGUUACAGUCACACUACCGAACUUAGAGGGAUCCUUAGCACCUGUUACCGUAUUUAAAGGUUCCAAAAGGCCUUAUAUGAAAGAAUGCGUUCUCAUUGUUAACCAUGACACGGGAGAGUAUCGUCUGGAGAAACUCAGCAGCAACAUUGCCGUCAAGAAGACCAGGGCUGAGGGAAGCAGUAAGGUUCAGUCACGGCUGGAGCAGCAAACCAGCAGGCUCAGUCAGCAGAUGAAGACCGGAAGUGGAAACAAGGCUCCAUCCAGCACCAAGAGCUCUCCUCCCAAGGAGAAAAUGUCUCCAUCAUCUCCCAUGGAUGAUAUUGAGCGAGGUAAUAUGUCUUGCUGUUACCUUGUCCCAAUACCUUGUUGAUUUGUCUAGGGAUAUUUAGGGGAUGUAACAUUUAUUUGAAAAAAAUAGGAUAUAGCCUAGUGCAAAUAGGAUAUAGGAGAACACCACAAAUUCAAACAGAGAAAAGAUAUUUAUUUGCU
This is a messenger RNA of Sinocyclocheilus grahami, 783 nucleotides long. Its product is annotated as ELL-associated factor 2-like. The coding region runs from base 125 to 664 and encodes 179 amino acids. The record is from RefSeq and is a predicted model, not a curated record. The transcript is spliced from 4 exons. Gene Ontology annotation, cellular component: super elongation complex. Gene Ontology annotation, biological process: transcription elongation by RNA polymerase II. Lineage: Eukaryota; Metazoa; Chordata; Actinopteri; Cypriniformes; Cyprinidae. Gene Ontology annotation, molecular function: transcription elongation factor activity.